Molecule: messenger RNA, 930 nt
Organism: Tetrahymena thermophila SB210
Lineage: Eukaryota; Ciliophora; Oligohymenophorea; Hymenostomatida; Tetrahymenidae
Product: parkin co-regulated protein
Exons: 5
Molecular function (GO): Hsp70 protein binding; Hsp90 protein binding
Source: RefSeq, a predicted model, not a curated record
AUGAAUAAUAAAAGUGUUUAGCUUUAAAAAUCGCCAUAGUUGAAGGGACAAAAUCUAGCUUCUUCUUUAGUAGCUUCUGAUCAUAUGAAAAGCUUAUUAGCAAAAAAUGCAAAUUAGAUAUUUAAGCCAUGGAAUAAUAAAUACACUCCUAAUGCUCCUUAAUCACCUUUUGGAGAUUUUCCUAAAGAUUUUAUGAAAGGCGUUGAAAAAACUAGAGUAUCUCCUUUAGUAAGAAACAGCUAAAAUAUUCUAAAUAGUUUAACAUAAGACACUUCAAACAUAGGAUCAAGGAUGAGUCCUUACAAAGUCAAUAAGAGCUCUCCUCCAAAAGCUGGAGCACUUGAAAGAAGACUCAUACCUUAAAGCGAAUUUCGUAGAUAUUACGAUAGAGCUGAUUUACCAAUAAAGGUGAAUCAUUCUGGUGGAGGUAGUAAAUUAAUAUGGAAAAUUGAUCCUGCAUAAUUAGAUUAUCAUCAUUAUCUUCCUAUUUUUAUUGAUGGAAUGAGAGAAAAAGUAGACCCUUAUAGAACAUUAAGCAUUUUAGGAACUUUUGAUCUGAUAGAAAAAGGUGAAAAUAAAAUUCUACCUGUUAUUCCUUAGCUUAUUAUGCCACUCAAAACUAAUUUAAACACAAGAGAUAUUGAAAUUAUAUCAAUAACUCUAAGAGUUAUUUAAAAAUUGGUCCUAUCAGGAAAUAUGGUUGGAGAAGCGCUCGUUCCUUAUUAUAGAUAGCUGCUUCCUGUGUUUAAUCUAUAUAAAAAUUACAAUAAGAACAGUGGAGAUUUUAUGGAUUUUGGCUAAAGAAAUAAUAUGAGUUUGGGAGAUAUCAUAUAAGAAACUCUAGAACUUCUAGAGAGAACGGGAGGAGAUGAUGCGUUUAUAAAUAUAAAAUAUAUGAUACCUACUUAUGAAAGCUGUAUAUUUACAUGA